AAGAUGUCAAGUAGACUUCCUGCUGUUGUUGUUGAUAAUGGAACAGGCUAUUCCAAAAUAGGUUAUGCUGCCAAUGUUCAGCCGCAGUGUAUUAUUCCUUCUUGUAUCGCGGUAAAGGAAUACGGAAAAAUCGGAAACAGAGAGUCCCGUCGUCUUGGAACUGGUUUAGACGAUCUAAACUUCUUCAUCGGUGAUGAGGCCAUCGAAGUUGACGGAAAAAAUGACUAUUCUCUUAAGUGGCCAAUUCGCCAUGGUAUUAUCGAAGAUUGGGAUUUGAUGCAACGUUAUAUGGAACAAGUUAUUUUUAAAGUCCUUAGAGCUGAACCUGAGGACCACUACUUCCUCAUGACUGAACCCCCUCUAAAUACACCAGAGAACCGUGAAUACCUUGCCGAAAUUAUGUUUGAAACAUUUAAUAUUCCUGGCCUUUACAUUGCUAUGCAGGCAACUCUAGCUUUAAUUGCAUCUUGGGGCUCCAAGAAGGACGGAAAGCGUUCUUUGACAGGUACCGUCAUUGAUUCAGGCGAUGGUGUCACUCAUAUCAUCCCUGUUGUCGACGGUUAUGUGGUCGGCUCUUGCAUAAAACACAUACCAAUUGCUGGUCGGGACAUCACCUCUUUCAUUCAGCAACUUCUCCGUGAAAGAGAAACUGGAAUUCCCCCAGAGCUCUCUAUGGAAGUUGCAAAGAAAAUCAAGGAGAGUUACUGUUAUGUUUGCCAAGAUAUAAACAAGGAAUUCGUUAAAUACGACUCGGAUCCACAAAAGUGGCUGUCUGUAAAAGAUGUCACAAAGCAUCCUAAAUACUCUCCUGUCACGGUUGAUGUUGGUUAUGAACGCUUUCUGGGUCCUGAAGUCUUCUUUCAUCCUGAGUUUGUUAAUCAAGACUACACCAAAUCGAUCAGCUCGGUUGUGGAAGAUGUCAUUCAAAACUCUCCAAUUGAUUCUCGGCGUGGUCUUUAUGGAAACAUCGUACUUUCUGGGGGUAGUUCAAUGUUCAAGAAUCUGGAUAAGCGUAUUCAACGAGAUAUUCAGGGCAUUGUGGAUGCUAGGUUGAAACUGACUGAAGAGCUAACUGGUGGGCGAAUGAAGCCAACACCAAUUGAAGUGAAUGUGGUUUCACAUAAAAUGCAACGCUACGCAGUUUGGUUUGGUGGUUCUCUUUUAGCCAGCACAGCCGAGUUCUAUACCGCGUGCCACACUCGAGCUCAAUAUGAAGAAUACGGCCCCUCUAUUUGCCGUCAUAACCCAACUUUUGGUUCUUUGGUUUGA
Molecule: messenger RNA, 1269 nt
Organism: Rodentolepis nana
Lineage: Eukaryota; Metazoa; Platyhelminthes; Cestoda; Cyclophyllidea; Hymenolepididae
Source: the annotation of a GenBank genome assembly